CUGGAAAUUUACGUCGAGAACACGCGAUGGAGAAGAAAACAACAACACUUAAUUCUUCAAAAGAUUCGCGUUUUAUCAUAGUUAUUUAAGUAUGUCUAUGAAAAAUAUCUUCGAUGAGGAUGGUGUGGAUGAUGAAUUUCACAUAAACGAACAGUAUGCUUCCAAAUAUGAUGGAUGGAGACGAAAUGAAGAACUGCAAAAGUUGAAAGACAAGUAUGGAGAUGUUGAUGAUCUUGAAGAGUCUGAAAGCUCCUCUUCGGAUGAUGAAUUUGCUGAGCCCGACAACCCCAAGUUCAACAAAGCUUUCCUCAAGGCCCUCAGUGCAAUACAGUCAAAAGAAUACAGUGACUUGAAAGGCAAGCCAUUCUUUACUGAGGAAGAUUAUGGACCGAAAAAGAAGAAGGAAAAAGAGGAGAAGCCCAUGACACUUAAAGAUUAUGAGCGUCACAUUAUCCUAGACCAUGGAGGGAGACUGAAGAUGACGAAGAGGAAGAGGAAAUAUGAAUACAGAAGAUCCAGCAGAAAGAAGAACGUUUCAUUUAGGACAAACGAUGACCUUAUCAAUGGCUUCAAGAAUGACGUGGAGAGCAGUGAUGAUGACGACCUCUUCACAUCGGGGCUUUUUAAAGUUAAAGAGUCACAGAAAGUAGAAAAAAAACAUGAAGAGGAGGAUGAAGAAGAUGUAAUUAACUUCGUCAAAGGUAAGAAGAAGUCCCUAAAGGAUAAGGAGGAUGAGGCCAUUCUGCAGACCCUGAGAGAUAAGUGGAGCAACCCAAACAUCUCGAAGGAUGAGAAGUGGCUUGCUGACUUUUUCCUCAACCAAAAAUAUCUAGAAGAGGAGGAUGGGAAGGUCGAGCGAGCAUAUAAUGAAACCGUCAUUGAUGAGGAAACUUUGUCAGAUGAUGAAAAGACCUUGGAAAAAAUGGACGAUUUUGACAGACAAUAUAGAUUCAGGUUUGAAGAACCAGAGCAGGAAUUCCUGAAGCACUAUCCAAGAAAUAUUGAGGAUUCACUCCGAGCAAAAAAACAGAAAAGAAAGGAGGUGCGUGAAGCCUAUGAAAAACGGAAGAAGGAAGAAAAAGAGCAAAAAAGACAGGAGAUUGCUCGACUGAAAUCCCUCAAAUAUCAGGAGAUUCAAGACAAAAUUCAGAAGAUCAAACAAGCUUCAGGAAAUGAGGAUAUAGAUUUAGGUAAUGAUGAACUGGAGGAAGACUUUGACCCGGAGGCGCACGAUGCUAAGAUGGCUAACAUGUUUGGGGAUAACUACUACAACAUGGAGGACGAGGAUGAUAGAAAGCCAGUGUUUAGCGAUGAUGACGAUGAUCUCAAGGAUUAUGAUGAAUAUGUGGAUAAAUACGGGAAGAGUGUUGUGGGAGGAGGAGGUGAUGACUCAGACCAGUGUGAUGAUGGGGAAGAGCAAGAAGAACAGGACUAUGAUGAGAACUUUGAUUAUGAAAAUUUCAAUAUGGAUGCUGAUUAUGAUCCAAAUGAAGAAUCCAAGAACAACCAGCAGGAAGUUACAGAAUCCUCAUCCAGAGUUAAUCGCAGAAGAAAGUCAAAGUUUGCUCGGGCACUCAAGAAAAAGAAGCCUGUGUUUAACCCUGAUGAGAAGGAUUUUGACUCCUAUUUUAAUGAGUAUUACAAUCUCGACUUUGAAGACAUUGUGGGAGGAGUGCCAUGCCGGUAUAAAUAUCGGAAAGUAGAGGCAAAUGACUUUGGUCUGUCAACUGAAGAGAUUCUCAACGCUGGUGUUACUGAGCUCCAGAAAUGGAUCCCAAUUAGACAGAUAUUAAGACAUGACAGAACAGAUGCAAUGGAGAAGAGAGAUCGGAUCAAUUAUAGGCAGCGUGCAGAGAUGCUGCACAUUAAGCAGAAAAUUCUUCCCAGUCUUUUUGCCGAAAAUCCAGAAGAUAUUUUAGAAGCAGAGGAAGAAAAGAAAAGACAAAAGAACCUGAAGAAGAAGCUAAGACGACAGAAGAAGCUAGAAGAGCAGGAGAGCAUGUUAGGUGAAGGUAGCACUGAACUAGACGAUGGAGAGAACACAGAAAGAUCUCGGAAAAAGCGCGAAUUAGAAGGAGCCAAUACAAAAUCCCCUAAGAAGAAGAGAAAGGAGGAGGAGGAGGAGGAGAAGGAGGAUGAAGUCAAAGAAGACCAGAAUGGGGAAGUUGAAACACCAAAGAAAAAGAAGAAGAAAAAGAAGAAGUUAGCAGCCAUUGAAGGACAUCAAGAACCAGAAGUAGAAACAGAAACAUUCACAGAGGAGAGAAUUGAUGAAAAAACAACAGAGGAGGAGGAAGAAUACCAAGAACCAGAAAUGGAAAUACCAACAGAGGAAAGUCAUAAGAAAAAGAAGAAAGUCGUUGAAGAAAAUCAGGAAAAUGAGAACAAGAAGAAGAAAAAGAAAAAGAAGAAGAAGAACAAAGAGGAAGCAGAAGAGGAGGAGGUAAAGGCACAAGAUGUAAGUGAAGUAAUUAAGCCUCCAAGGAAAGAGAAACGGAAAUGGAAGAAAAAUGGAAAGGAAGAUCCUUUCCUCCAGGGAAUAUGUGAUGCAAGACUGGCAGCAUACGGAGCAAACCCAAAGAAAAUCAAGAACAGGGUGAAAUAUGGGAAAAAAUCUGUUGACUGAAAAAGGGGAAGUAGUUGUUUUCAUUCUGAGUAUCUCAAAAGGAACAGCUGGGAAUUUUUUAUAAUUUACACUAAUAAAGUGUAUUUUGCCAGAGUU
Penaeus chinensis is the source of this 2722-nucleotide messenger RNA. RefSeq names its product protein KRI1 homolog. Gene Ontology annotation, cellular component: 90S preribosome; nucleolus. The transcript is spliced from 14 exons. The coding region runs from base 92 to 2626 and encodes 844 amino acids. NCBI's taxonomy places the organism in Eukaryota, Metazoa, Arthropoda, Malacostraca, Decapoda, Penaeidae. Gene Ontology annotation, biological process: endonucleolytic cleavage in ITS1 to separate SSU-rRNA from 5.8S rRNA and LSU-rRNA from tricistronic rRNA transcript (SSU-rRNA, 5.8S rRNA, LSU-rRNA). The record is from RefSeq and is a predicted model, not a curated record.